UUUCCCACCAGAUACCCAUCCCCGUCCGGCUUCGUUGGGCCAAGUAAUUCAAGGUCUUGUAGUUGUAAUGAAGAUAAUGCCAAGUAAUAACAGGUGGAGAACAAUCGCAAGAGGAGCGAGCUACACUUGGUUGCCUUACACAAGCUUCACCACCACCUCCAUCUCCACCUCCACCUUCAGGAAGAGAAUUCAAGGUGUCAGGAUGCAUCAUAAAAAUGUAAAGAAAGCGAAUCUGUAUGCAGCAAGAAAGGAAAGUGUUAAGCUGCCAAACUAUGAUAGUGAUUGUGGAGGCCAAUAUCAUAUUAGUGAAUUUUUAAGUCACCCAUCAGGGAUUGAAGCAAUGUUGAACACUAGCGCCUUGCAGAGUUUUGAACUCAUUGAUAUUCAAACAUAUAGGUGCACUCUGCCAAAACUUGAACUUUUGAACUUUGAAGUUGCCCCGGUGAUGGAUUUACAAGUGACUCCAACGGACAAAGAUUGUACUGUGCGGUUGCUUUCUUGCAAGUUUGAAGGUUCAAACAUCGUGGAACGCCAAAAUGACCAUUUUUCAGCAUUUAUGACAAAUCACAUUACCUGGUACAAAAAUGAUUCUGUAUCAUUUUUGGAGGUUGACGUAAAGUUGAAUCUCUCUCUUGAGAUAUACACACGGCCAUUUACUUUGCUGCCUGUAUCAGCAGUUGAGCGCCCUGGAAACUUAAAUGUGGUGACAUACAGAAUGAUGCAAGCUCUAGUCGAUAGACUCGUACCAGUGCUUUUACAGCAACUACUACAGGAUUACGUCAAAUGGCUUGAGCAGAAAUUUGAAGACUUCUCGAAUUUGGGGCCAAAUGAUUCGCACAAUUGAGUAAAUCUUCUAUCUUCAUCACAACUUUUGAUUUUGUUUCAUUUUUUCUAUAGUAUGAUUCUCUUUGUGGUUGAAGCCACAAAUGUGAUUUGAAAUUAUAAUCCUAUCAAAUCAUCGAACCUGGGUCAAGUGUUGGAUGAAUACCAUAAAAUAAUAUGUUAUCAUGUCAUUCAUUUUUUUUUCCAUCAUAAUGUACUACUUUAAGGUGAGCCUAGAUAGUAAAAUUUCUUAUUGCAAAGGAAGGUU
Messenger RNA from Pistacia vera, 1090 nucleotides. RefSeq lists its product as uncharacterized. Bases 68 to 844 code for a protein of 258 amino acids. The transcript is spliced from 8 exons. The record is from RefSeq and is a predicted model, not a curated record. NCBI's taxonomy places the organism in Eukaryota, Viridiplantae, Streptophyta, Magnoliopsida, Sapindales, Anacardiaceae.